GCACAAAAUCGUAGGAAAUGAUUCAUUAUAUAAAGACUUGGAGGAUCCUACUAAAUCUUCCAUCUACAUCUUGCAGUCCACAAUUGAGUUAAGUAACACACCAACCAACAGAUCCAAAUUAAGGUUUAUUUUCAAUGGCAACCUUGUCAACAAGUUUAGCUCCUUUGGGCAUUCUUAGUUUAGUGUUAAUAGUUGGAGUCAUAUUUCUCCCUACUGGGGCAGAAGCUAGGCCAAGGGCUUUCUUUGUGUUUGGAGAUUCACUUGUUGAUAGUGGGAAUAACAAUUACUUGGCUACCACUGCACGUGCUGAUGCACCUCCUUAUGGAAUUGAUUAUCCAACUCAUAGACCAACUGGCCGUUUCUCCAAUGGCUUCAACAUUCCUGAUCUUAUCAGUCAGAAACUUGGUGCAGAGUCAGCAUUGCCAUACUUGAGCCCAAGUUUAACAGGAGAUAAGCUUCUAGUUGGUGCCAAUUUUGCUUCAGCUGGUAUUGGAAUCCUUAACGAUACCGGAAUUCAAUUUGUAAACGUAAUUAGGAUGUACAGACAGCUGGAGUAUUUUCAAGAGUACCAGAGACGAUUAAGUGGUCUAAUUGGAGCAUCACAGGCUAAAAGACGUGUGAAUGAAGCACUAGUUCUCAUCACUUGUGGUGGCAAUGAUUUUGUAAACAACUACUACUUGGUGCCUGUUUCUGCAAGGUCUCAACAAUAUCCACUACCUGCAUAUGUCAAGUUUCUAAUCUCCGAGUACAAAAAGGUUUUGCAGAAGCUAUAUAAUUUGGGAGCUCGCAGAGUUCUUGUGACAGGAACGGGACCUUUAGGUUGUGUUCCUUCAGAAUUGGCCCAACGUGGCACAAAUGGGCAAUGUUCUGGUGAACUACAACGAGCUGCAUCAUUGUUUAAUCCUCAGCUUGAAAGCAUGUUGUUGGCACUCAACAGGAAAUUUGGCAGGAACGUUUUCAUUGCUGCAAACACUGGAAAAUCGCACAACAACUUCAUUAGUAACCCCGCCCAAUUUGGUUUCAGUACAGCUAAAGUAGCUUGCUGUGGGCAAGGACCCUACAAUGGUAUUGGACUAUGCACAGCCCUAUCCAACCUGUGCCCAAACAGAGACUUGCAUGCAUUUUGGGAUGCAUUUCAUCCAUCUGAAAAGGCCAACAGGCUUAUUGUGGAGGAUAUUAUGUCUGGUUCUCAAAGUUACAUGAACCCAAUGAAUCUCAGUACCAUCUUAGCUUUGGAUGAUUCUACCACAUGAUCAACAAGAUACACUGACCCAAUAAAUCCAAGCACUAAUUGUGUUGUUGGCUUGGAUAUAUAUGUGCUAGUUCAUCAAGUCUCUUGUUGCUUUUUAAUUAUUAUGUAAUUGUAGUUUUGGUAUUCCACUAUGUGCUGGAACCCCCCAACAUAAUUAUGUUACAAUC
Lotus japonicus is the source of this 1419-nucleotide messenger RNA. Its product is annotated as GDSL esterase/lipase At5g33370-like. Gene Ontology annotation, molecular function: hydrolase activity, acting on ester bonds. The transcript is spliced from 5 exons. Lineage: Eukaryota; Viridiplantae; Streptophyta; Magnoliopsida; Fabales; Fabaceae. The coding region runs from base 135 to 1253 and encodes 372 amino acids. The record is from RefSeq and is a predicted model, not a curated record.